Molecule: messenger RNA, 2185 nt
Organism: Suillus fuscotomentosus
Lineage: Eukaryota; Fungi; Basidiomycota; Agaricomycetes; Boletales; Suillaceae
Product: histidine kinase-like ATPase
Exons: 16
Coding region: 5-2083 (692 amino acids)
Biological process (GO): mismatch repair
Cellular component (GO): MutLalpha complex
Molecular function (GO): ATP-dependent DNA damage sensor activity; ATP binding; mismatched DNA binding
Source: RefSeq, a predicted model, not a curated record
GAGCAUGGCAAGCGGUCGUCGCUCUCCUUCUCCGGAACCACCUGGCCCUCAACCGAUAAGAAGACUCCAUGAGUCCCUCAUCAACCGAAUUGCAGCAGGCGAAAUCAUACACAGACCCGCUUCUGCGUUAAAAGAGCUGCUGGAAAACUGCCUCGACGCCGGGUCUACUUCUAUUCAAGUCACCGUCAAGGAUGGCGGUAUGAAGUUGCUUCAGAUUCAGGAUAACGGCUGUGGCAUUCGUAAAGAAGACCUACCCUUGCUCGCUGAGCGCUUUACUACCUCCAAAUUGACCACCUUUUCCGACCUCUCCAAGCUGACUACUUACGGGUUCCGAGGAGAGGCUCUGGCAUCUAUAUCACAUGUCGCGCACCUGACAGUGAUCACGAAGACCAAGUCAAGCAACUGUGCUUGGAAGGCUGCUUACGUUGAUGGCGGUCUCGUCCCGUCGAAAGCGGGAUACACGCCAGAUCCGAAACCUUGCGCUGGAAACAACGGAACCACCAUCACGAUUGAAGACAUGUUUUAUAAUACACCCACUCGAUUGUCUGCUCUCCGAAGCUCCUCUGAAGAAUACGUUCGAAUACUCGAUGUAAUGACCAAGUAUGCUGUGCACAAUUCCAAGGUGUCAUUUAGCUGUAAAAAGGCUGGUUCCCUGAGUCCUGAACUCUCGACCCCGUCCUGUUCAGAUGCAUCUCAGGCCAUUCGUCAGCUAUACGGUCAUUCCAUAGCCAAAGAGCUUCUGCAUGUCACGGCGUCUUCUGCAUGGUCGGCAGACGCAUAUUUCACGAACGCAAACUACCAGGGCAAAAAGAUCGCUCUACUGUUAUUCAUAAAUCACCGUCUAGUGGAGUCGCAUCGUAUAAAACGGUCUAUUGAGAGCAUAUACAGCGGUAUACUUCCAAAAGGUUCUUCUCCUUUCGUGUAUCUGAGCAUCAACCUCGAUCCGAGGUCUGUGGAUGUCAACGUGCAUCCGACCAAGCGCGAAGUCCACUUUUUGAACGAAGAAGCCAUCAUCGAGCGAAUAUCGGAUGCCAUUCAGCAGAGGCUCGCGACUCAAAGUCAGUCGCGGGUUUUCGAGUAUCAGACGCUGCUCACUGGAGGGAUUGCGCAAUCAGCCUCACGGAAGGGCAAGGAAAAAGCGAGUAAUGCUGAUCGUCGGGUAUUAGGAAGUCAAGUAGCGAAGAAGGUGCUUUCUCAGCACAAAGUCCGGACCUCCCUACAGGACCGCACACUGGACUCAAUGAUUCCCGUCGCCGACCCAUUGAGAACCAAUUCCGACGAGCCCGUGACAGCCAUCCGGUUACGGGAUAUUAAACAAUCGACGUGUCAUUUUGCAUCCAUAACAGAACUCAGGCGUCUCGCUACCAAACGCAUACACCACGACCUGACUGAAAUCAUCAAGAAGCAUACCUUUAUCGGUGUGAUUGACCUGUCCAGGUGUCUUGCGUUGAUUCAACACAACAAGAACCUUUACAUGGUCAAUCAUGCUGCACUAGCGGAGGAAAUGUUCUAUCAGCUUGCGUUGUUGCAAUUCGGAGACUACAACCGACUCAAACUCGAUCCUCCUCCAUCUCUUCGAACGCUCAUCAAGUUUGCAGUCGAUGUGGAAGAAGACACAGCGCGCAGUGGCAUGAGCAACGACGAGAUCGUCGACCGAAUAGUCAAGACCUUGAUGGAUCGCCGAGAGAUGCUGCACGAGUAUUUUUCCUUGGAUAUUUCAGAGACCGGCGAUGUUAAGACACUUCCGCACCUUCUUCGCGAGUACACACCCAAUCUCGAUAAGCUACCCAUGUUCCUGAUGCGUCUUGGACCUCAGGUCCUCUGGGAAUCCGAGCAAGAGUGCUUUGGCUCUUUCAUGCGCGAACUAGCGUACUUCUACUCCCCAGCCCCGCUGUCCGUCGUCUCAGCGGCCGCCUCUGACGAAGAUGAACAAGAAAAGCAGAAAUCUGAAGCAUGGCGCAUUCAAAAUAUCCUAUUUCAUGCGAUGCGCAAGUAUCUGGCAGCUCCUAAGUUCCUACUGGACAAUGACAUCGUGCAGGUGGCGAGCUUACCAGAUCUUUAUCGGGUCUUCGAACGCUGUUAGACUUCAUAUCAUGCUGUAAUUUCUAUCCGCGAAUGACUCUAGAGCUGCCGCAAUGUAUGUAAACUACAGUGAUUCUAUAAUUCUACGAUGCAUCUACAACAA